Molecule: messenger RNA, 705 nt
Organism: Trypanosoma cruzi
Lineage: Eukaryota; Euglenozoa; Kinetoplastea; Trypanosomatida; Trypanosomatidae
Exons: 1
Coding region: 1-705 (234 amino acids)
Source: RefSeq, a predicted model, not a curated record
AUGCGUCGUCUGUCCCGCAUGAAGGGUUUUUUGUCUCCAACUCUUUUCGUUCGUCAUGGCAGCUCGUCAUGGUGGCUUUCUCGGCUUCUCUAUGGCGCCAAUGCGUCCCCGCUCCUUGGCGAAUGGGACACGGCAAAUAGCAAGGAGAAGGGGAAGCUCGACGACGCGGUGCGGGUGUUGUACUGCAAGGCUCUUGUUCAUGCAAGCGGAGGUGGGCGAUUGGCGCGCGAUUGGGUAGCCGGCUGCUCUGCUGUUGUGGGUGCCUCGGAAAAACUAUUGGGUAUUGCACUGAAGCACGACGGAACGGAGCAGGACGUGGAGCGCUACCGCGAUUACCUCCUUACGACGCUCUGCAAGAGAAUGCAGGAGGCGUCUAAUGACGGAAAUGGUACGGUCAGCAGCUCCAUGAAUAGUAGCAGUGGGGGGAAAGGAACGGUGUCGGCAUCUUCAGAGGCCGGGAGUUUAGAUGCCAAGGAGCUUGGCAACUUGCCGGAAGUGCGAUGUUUUGUGUACGACGCGAUGCGUGCGGCGAGCUUCCACCGCUACCACAAAGUGCCGGAGGAGGACCGGCAGCGGUUGUAUGCCGUGGCAGAGCGUCUCGGUGUGGAAGAGGAAGUGACUCGCGGCAUUUGGCAACUUGUGGAAAAGGAGGGGGCCGUUCAGCGGGAGAAGCAGCGGGCCCUUGACUACCCGUGGAGUGACUGA